This is a messenger RNA of Geodia barretti, 1016 nucleotides long. The record is from the annotation of a GenBank genome assembly. Lineage: Eukaryota; Metazoa; Porifera; Demospongiae; Tetractinellida; Geodiidae.
UAAAGACUGUUGUUUUCCUGACUAUAGCUGCACCUAGUGGGGCAUAUUGUACGUCUCAUUCAUAGAGCCAAAGGGUACUGUGAAGACUUGUUUAUACAAGGCUUAUGAUGGAGGGAAAACGUACUGAAGCAUUCCAGUUGUCCGGAGUAGUAGCUAAGAUCAUCACUGAAAGUAAAAUGAGGAGGCAGAGGACAUGUUUGCUAGACUCGCAAUGGAGAACGCGGUUGGAGUUCACUAUUCUGGUGGUGGUGAUUAUGAUUGUGUGGGGCCUCUCUUCACUACCAAUUGUGUUUUACUAUGACUCUUCUUCAGAGGAACAAAAUCAGAAAGAAAAUUUUACAAACUUUCUCAAUAACACUGAUCGUGAUUUUGGAAACAUGAGUGGUGAAUGCUAUUACAAGUAUACUGGAAGUCAUUGUAUGGCUGUACUGAAAUCAUAUGCUGAUUGUGAGUCCCCUGGACGUAUUACAACCGAUGUGCAUGUCAGCAAUUCUGUCAUGGAUCAAAAGGCUGUUGAAGACAUAGUCGACAGUAUAAUGUUUGCACUUGACUUAUACAUAAAUCCAAGUGAUGAGUGUAGGGAGUCACUUGUCCCACUCUUGUGUCUGUACUACUUUGGCCUUUGUGGCACAUACAAUACUGACUAUCGACCGACAGCAGCAGAGUGUAGGGUGGUUAGAGAUGCCACCUGCCAAUCGGAGUGGAAAACAGCAGAAAAGUUGUUGGAAUUGUCAUCUCAGCAAUUUAUGCUACCUGAUUGCUCGGGUCUCAAUGACGAAGGACUUGAAUGCAGUGAAGUAUUCAGCAUCAUUGGGACAAACUGCACAAUUGUGUGUCACGAGCAUUUCUACUGUGACAACAACUUCUGCAAGCCACGAUGUGACAAGUUCACAAUCUUCUCUGAUGAAUAUGUAAAGCUCUCUGAUGGACUCGCAAUCACAUCUGGAUGUGUUGGACUCCUGUGUGGAAUUGCAGUGGUUUGUUUGUAUUUUGCAUCCGACGCAAGAAAACUGUAA